Messenger RNA from Carassius carassius (crucian carp), 892 nucleotides. It is a transcript of the gene nat8l2, whose product is annotated as N-acetyltransferase 8-like 2. The record is from RefSeq and is a predicted model, not a curated record. Gene Ontology annotation, molecular function: N-acetyltransferase activity. Bases 73 to 765 code for a protein of 230 amino acids. The transcript is spliced from 2 exons. Lineage: Eukaryota; Metazoa; Chordata; Actinopteri; Cypriniformes; Cyprinidae.
CACGCAUCAUGUGAUCGACCAACAGUGCACUGCAGACACGAACAGACCAUUGACUGGAAAUAAAGGAUACUAAUGACCAAAUCAAACAUGCCCGCUGUGAUCCGGCGAUAUCAGCCGUCUGACCGGGAGACUGUGGAAACUGUUUUCCGGGAGGGAAUAAUGGAGCACAUCAGUCCUGCAUUCAUUUAUGCCAUGACCCGUCCGCUGCACAUCACUGUAAGCCUGUUCUUUUACAUCGGCGCGUAUGUGAUGGGUGGACAGUCUGUCGUUCUGGCCCUGGUGUCUGGAGGAGCCUGGAUCGGCCUCGUGUACUUCUGCUGCUUUGAGUUUUACACCGGCUACGUCCGAGCGAGACUGAACACGGACAUGCGGGACGUCCCGGGUUACUACCUCAGUAAUCCAGAUAACUGCUUCUGGGUUGCAGAGGCUGAGAUACACGGCCGGCCUCAGGUUUUGGGGAUGGUGGCUGUGGAAGGUAAAAGUGAAAAAGGAAAAAAGUAUGGAGAGCUUUACCGGAUGAUUGUUUCAUCCAGCUGUCGCCGUUCUGGUCUCGGUUUACAGCUGGCCAAAACAGCUGAAGACUUCUGUAGGGAACGCCAUUUCACAAAGAUCCAACUUUCCACCUCGUCUACACAGAAAGCAGCCGUGGCGUUGUACUUAAGGCUGGGUUUUAAACUGGUCCUGGUUCAUACUCAGUCUGAGUCUCCCAAGUGGAUGAUCUGGAUGACUAGAGCAACGAUUCUGACCAUGGAGAAGAACAUUUGAUCAUAAGCUUCUCAAAUCUUUUAUAGUUCUGACUGAUGUACUGUUUUUCUUUCGUAAUCAUAGCUCCAUGGUUAUCUUGCACUUUUAUAAAUGUAACAAAAAUUGAUUAAAGAUUUUUCACUUUUGA